Molecule: messenger RNA, 3876 nt
Organism: Phytophthora nicotianae INRA-310
Lineage: Eukaryota; Oomycota; Peronosporomycetes; Peronosporales; Peronosporaceae
Exons: 3
Coding region: 1-3876 (1291 amino acids)
Biological process (GO): phospholipid translocation
Cellular component (GO): plasma membrane
Molecular function (GO): ATP binding; ATP hydrolysis activity; ATPase-coupled intramembrane lipid carrier activity
Source: RefSeq, a predicted model, not a curated record
AUGAAAAGCAAUGUAGGCGUCUCCUCGGCUGCGGUGGCCGGGAUAGAGCCCCGCGUAGUCUUCUUGAACGACAGCGGCGCCAAUCAGCAGCUCAUCACUUUCAAGCAGUACGCGCGGAAUGUCAUGGUUACGUCCAAAUAUACAGCAGUGAGCUUCGUGCCUAAGACCAUAUUCGAGUUCUUCCGUGUCGUGGCCAACGUCUACUUCCUCCUCAUCGCGGUGUUACAGCUGGCGACGCCCUGGUCCCCGACGAAUCGGUUCACAACGGCAGGUCCGCUAUUAUUUGUUCUUCUAGUAACGAUGGUGAAACAGGGAAGCGAGGACUAUAAGCGCCAUCAAGCAGACGAAAAGCAGAAUAACCGUUCCUGUCGAAUUAUCAAUACUGCAGGACAGACGGAGAUGAUAGCGUGGCAGGAUUUACAGGUCGGACAGCUCGUGUGUGUGGAAAAUCAUGAGGAAUUACCAGCAGACGUGGUGAUUCUCGCUACCUCUGAAGAGGAAGGAAGGUGCUUUAUCGAGACUUCGAACUUAGAUGGAGAAACAAAUCUCAAGCGUCGAAUAGCUGUCAAACUCACUGCACAGCUCGUUGGGUGGCGAGAGCUGCAAGGAGCUCCUAUCUCUCAAGAAUCCGUGUGUGCUGCAGCAGUACGGAGGCUGCGUGGGUCAGUCGAGCACGAACAGCCGAACAACCAGCUCUACACCUUCACAGGGCGCUUGAUACUACGCGAAGGUGAUCGAGGUGAGACAGCAGUGCCUUUGGGGCCAGAAAAUCUGCUUUUACGCGGCUGUAGCCUUCGAAGUUGCGCGUUUGUGGUUGGUCUUGUGAUUUUUACAGGAAGCGAGACCAAAUUAUUGCAAAAUUCUCGUGCAGCGCCCUCGAAGCAGAGUAAAUUGUAUCGCACAGCGAACCGCUGCAUGUUGUUGAUCUUCACUACAAUGUUUGGUCUCUGCUUGGCCAGUGCGAUAGCUGCGGCAUCCUGGAGCAAGAACAGCGCGAGUCGAUUAUGGUAUCUACCAUUUAUUAAAGAAGCGGAUCAAGUGGACGACUUUAUCGUGAAUUUCUUCACUUUUCUUAUCCUGUAUAACAACCUCGUACCCAUCUCGCUAUACGUGUCGCUGGACAUCAUUAAAGUACUACAAGCGAACCGAAUCACUGGAGACGAAGAUAUGGUAUACGACGGUGUUCAUGCCGUGGCGAGGACGUCAGAACUUAAUGAAGAAUUGGGUCAAGUCGAGUAUGUCUUUAGUGACAAAACGGGUACUCUAACCUGUAACGUUAUGGAGUUUCGUAAAUGCUCUAUCGGUGGGAUAUCGUAUGGUUUUGGAACUACCGAGAUCGGUCGAGCUGUGGCUGCUCUGGCGAGUUUAGAUGCAGCAACAGCCUCGAAACCAACCGCUUCUCCUGCUAAAACCAAGGUGAAUCCGCUUGUCAACGCUCCAAGUGGUGUACGGCUGGAUAUUGACGCUACUGACGAUGUUCGGGAUAGCGUAUCCUCAGCAUCGCCUGUUUAUCCCGUGACGAAAAUUGUAGAAGGUGAUCCGAAAGAAGCGCAAGUUCACUUUGAUCCCAACAUUCAUUUUGAUGAUCCAGGAUUGUUACGAGCUUUGUACGCCGGUGGGAAACAAGGAGAACUUAUUCACGAAUUUCUGACCUUAUUGUCAAUUUGUCAUACGGUAAUUCCCGAGACGGACUCUAAGACGAGGGAAGUUGUGUAUCGUGCAUCAUCACCUGAUGAAGAAGCAUUAGUGAAGGCUGCCAAAUGUCUUGGAUAUAAUUUUAAAUCUCCAGCUCCCUUGAUGAAGGUCGAGAUCUCCCGUAAAGCCUCUUUACUCCCUAACUCUAACUGCAACUCUAACAGGAUACUGGAACCAGUCACUAAGUCCUAUACGAUUGUGAACGUCAACGAGUUCAACUCAACUCGUAAGCGGAUGUCCGUCGUGGCGAUCAACGAGGAGACUCGAGAGUAUGUUUUGUACUGCAAAGGCGCCGACAACAUGAUGCUGGAGCGCGCUGCAACAGGGAAAAAUGAUAGUGAUACUGCUAUUCACGGGAAGCUUAUUGGACAUUUACGUAAUUACGCUCGGGAAGGACUGCGCACGCUUGUUCUCGGUCGUCGAGUGCUUACAGCAGAAGAAUACAGACACUACAAUGAAGCAUACGUGGCUGCGUCAACAGCACUCGAAGACCGUGAAACAAAACUGGACGCGUGUGCCGAGAUGAUCGAGAAAAAUAUGCAACUUCUAGGUGUAACUGCAAUCGAGGAUAAGCUACAAGAGGGAGUUCCCUCGGCUAUCUUCGACCUUGCUCAAGCUGGAAUUAAAGUCUGGGUUCUAACGGGAGAUCGAGAAGAGACUGCAAUUAAUAUUGGCCACGCUUGUCGACUAAUUAACGACAAGAUGCAGUUGUUAUACGUUAAUGCCGAGCGACUGGAAGCGUUGAGUGCACAACUGGACGCGCUCCACGAGACUCCCGAGAUUCAGCGGCUUAUUCGAGGGAAUACGGUCGCUGAUAACCUCGCAAUGGUGUGUGAUGGUAAAGCUCUCGUUCACAUUUUCCCGUCACGCGACGCUAGAGCUAAAAUGUCGACACAAACAAUUGAACGUGUUGAAGUUCUGACUCACAAGCUCUUGGAUAUCGCUAAGGUAUGUAAAGCUCUUAUAGCUUGUCGGGUGAGCCCAUCACAAAAGGCAGAGAUAGUGCAACUUGUACGUAAGGGUGGACGCCAAGGCCUUGAAAAGAAAGGAGAACAACCGAUCACUUUAGCGAUAGGAGACGGCGCGAACGAUGUGAGUAUGAUCCAAACAGCUCACGUUGGAGUAGGAAUAUGUGGGAAAGAAGGUGUGCAAGCUGUAAACGCCAGCGACUACGCAAUCGCUCAGUUUCCGUUCCUAACACGACUGGUUUUACUACACGGACGAUGUAACUAUAAGCGCAUCUGCAAGGUGAUCCGCUACUCGUUCUACAAAAACAUCGCGUUGGUGAUCAGUCUAUUCGUAUUCAAUUUUUACAAUGGCCAAUCCGGCGCUCCACUAUUCGAGAGCUUCGUGAUGGCCGGCUGGAAUUUUUUCUUAGCACUUCCGAUUAUUGUAAUUGGUGUCUUUGAUCAAGAUAUUUCGGAAGAUGUGGUGUUAAGGUUCCCGCAACUUUAUCGUCGUGGUCAGUACGACAGUGACUUGAAUAUGCGCGUUUUUGCCAAGACGAUCCUGAACUCCGUAGGCCACGCGCUGAUCUGUUUCUUCGGAUGUUACGCUGGUAAUCAACGCACAAACUACGGGUUAUACGUGAUUGGUACGCUGUUCUACACAAUUCUACUGGGCACUAUGAACCUCAAGGUGUCGCUGCUAGCGUUGAACUGGAACAAGUACCACCUCGCAGUCAUGGUCUUCAGCACUUGGCUAUUUAUCUUCUUCUUGCUGGUGUAUCCUCAGUUCACGUUCAUGAGCUAUGACAUGUUCGGUGUACCCAUGUUCAUGAUCGGACUGCAACGGUACUGGACGUUGCUUCUCCUAUGUCCCGUAGCAGCCAUGCUCAUCGACUUUACAGCCACUGCAGCUCAGCAGCAAUUCCGACCGCGUGCCGAGGAUAUUUUACGCGAAAGAUUUCGCUCUAGUAAGUCCAAGCGGGUCAGCGAUGUCGUCGCUCCGAUGAUACCGAACAGCUCUCCUUCCGUCGACAAGCUUUUUGUAGCCGAGCAGUCUGCUGAUGAGGAUAACAGGAGUGAUAUUAAAGAAAACAAACCCAACACGUUCGUCGUGACAGCUCAGCCGCCGUCUCCACACCGACGAAGCAGCAGCACCAACAAUCUCGUCAAGUUGGACUCGUUCAAGGGAGCUCUACCGCAGCCACAAGCUCGUACGUUUAGAUCUCUGAUUUAG